AUUUUUGCUCAGUAAUUUCUGAAUUACUCAUUAUUGGUCUGAAGGAAGCAGCAAGGACAGUUGCUGUAUUGUUCCAAGUAUAAGUUGACCCCUACAUAUAAGUCAAUCCACCAGUUCUGGGUUCAGUUUGAGGAAAAGUGUCUUGUUCCCCAUCAAAAUACAAAGCAGUCGCUGCAGGUACCCCUCUUGCCUCCAUAAACCCACCCUGGAGAAUUGAAUGCUUGAGGGAAAGGACCCAGAGGGUGAAAGGCGCUAGCUGUACUGAAAUAGAAACUGCAUGGGAAAUGCUUCCAGCUCGGUGUUUUAUUGCGUGGGCAAGAAAAGCUGCAAGUGUUGAAGUCAAGAUCAUUGGGGCUGGCUGUGGGUCAGUCCUGAGUGUAAAUAGAAGGUGGUUUUUAUGGGAUGUUUUAUGCGGGGGCAGGUCAAAGCACCACUAUCAGAAAAAUACAGUAAUGACUCCUCUCACAUGGACCAGAGGUGUUUUUGGCCCUUGCAAGGUUUCCAGUAGAAAUAUCCGUUGCCAUGGAGAAAAGGCAGGCGGGUUCCUUAAAUGAGGCCAAAAAGAACCUCUCUAUAGGCAUAUAAACCCAAUGGAGCAGGGCAGGUGUUAGACAGAAGAAGAUGUUUGUCAGUCAUCCAGUCGGGAUUUUGCAGCCAGGAGUUGUAAAAGAGCUGGCUGAGGCAUGCUGCAGGCGUGGAUGGCCUAUCUGAGGGCACUGGAGGCAGUUUGCAAGGCCAGGGAGAGGGCUGAAGCAGUGGUGAGAUUUAACGAGGGUAACCUGGGUAAUUACAGACCCCAAGCAACGCUGUGGAAUGGCCUUGAUUAGUAGGGACUGGAAAGGAGGGAAUGUAGUUAACACCCAUCAGGAGGCCUUUACGGGAAGGAGCUUGUCCCGGGAACUGGAUUGAGCUCUUUUCUGGCGAGGUGACAAACAUGGCUGAGAGGCGAUAGAGUUUGUGGACGUGAGCAGGUCUGGCUGCCAUGAAGAAGACCCACACGUCCCAAAUCGAAGUGAUUCCAUGCAAGAUCUGUGGGGACAAGUCCUCGGGGAUUCAUUAUGGCGUCAUCACGUGUGAGGGCUGCAAGGGCUUUUUCCGGAGGAGCCAGCAAGGCAAUGUCACCUACUCCUGCACCCGCCAGCAGAACUGCCAGAUUGACCGGACCAGCCGCAACCGCUGCCAGCACUGCCGCCUCCAGAAAUGCCUCAGCCUCGGCAUGUCCCGGGAUGCCGUCAAGUUCGGGCGCAUGUCCAAGAAGCAGCGCGACAGCCUCCACGCUGAAGUGCAGAAGCAACUGCAGCAGCAGCAGCAGCAGCAGGGUGGGGAGGCAGCCAUGGCCUCUGCAUACGCCCUGGGCCUGGCCAACGGGCAGCUUAAGUUGGCCUCGGACCCUGACCUGCUGGAGGCCUCGGCCUGCCCUGGUGCCCUCCUAGCUGGGCAGGCACGGCUCGGCCGGGUGCCCGAAGAGCCACCAGCGCUGGCCUUCUCCAACGGACUGGCCAAGGCCCACGGCCGGCUGGGUGGUGACCCGUGUGGCCCCUUCGCCAGGGAGUACAGCCCCGAGCGUAUCAAGAUGGAUGCCCGGGGCAGCAUCUUCUAUGGGCCGGAUGCCCAGGCCUCGCCCGAUCCCACCAGGCUGGACAUCGGGGCCAAGCGGGGCCCGGGCAGCAGCAACCCCGGGGAGUCCGUCGACUUCUACACCAGCCCCAGCUUCACCAGCAUCCUGGAGUCUCCCCACUCCUCAGUGACCGAGAUCGAGCACCUCACCCAGAAUGUCCUCAAGUCGUACCGCGAGACCUGCCAGCUGCGCCUGGAGGACCUGCAGCUCCUGCGCUGGGAGACCUUCUCGCGGGAGGAGGUCAGCGCCUACCAGAAGAAGUCCAUGGAGGAGAUGUGGGAGCGCUGCGCCUGCCGCAUCACCGAGGCCAUCCAGUACGUGGUGGAGUUCGCCAAGCGUAUGGGCGGCUUCAUGGAGCUGUGCCAAAAUGACCAGAUCGUGCUGCUCAAAGCAGGUGCCAUGGAAGUGGUGCUGGUGAGGAUGUGCCGUGCCUUCAACUCGGAGAACAGGACAGUCUUCUUCGAGGGCAAAUACGCUGGCCCAGAGCUCUUCAAGUCCCUCGGCUGCAACGAGCUGAUCAACUCCAUCUUCGACUUCGCACAUGGGCUGUGCUCCCUGCAUUUCACCGAGAACGAGAUCGCACUCUUCACCGCCCUCGUGCUCAUCAACGCCAACCGCCCAUGGCUGCAGGAGAAGGGCAAGGUGGAGCGGCUGCAGGACAAUCUGGAGCUGGCCUUCAAACACAUGCUGCGCAAGAGCCACCGCGAGGGCCUCCUGGCCAAGCUGCCGCCCAAGGGCAAGCUGCGCAGCCUGUGCUGCCAGCACAUGGAGAAGCUGCGCUCCUUCCGGCAGAUGCACCCAAUCGUGGUCCAUGCCGUGUUCCCCCCGCUCUACAAGGAGCUCUUCAGCGCCGAGGGUGAGCCACAGGGCCUGGUGGCCGAGUGACCAGCAUCCAGCGAGGCUUGGCCCUGCUCCGGCCAGGGGAUGGGGGCUGGAUGCCUGGGUUCUGCCCCCAUCGAAUCAGUUCCCUUCGUUCUGGGCUUCAGAAGCGGGAAAAGAGGGGCGUUCCCUACCUCACUGCGCUGAAGGACGCUCACGAUGCACUUUGAGGGGCCCCCACAAAAUCAGCUCCUUCUGGCUGAGGCGAACACCCCAUCCUCAGGGCCCCAGGACAGGACCUGGUCCCCAGCUGGCGCGCGCUCGGUGCUGUACAUAGCAGAAGCCUCUACUGGGGGCUGGGGGCCUAUCUUAGCCAAGCAUCUCCUUACCUAGGAGGUUUGGGGUGGGGGGAGCAGUCUCUCCUCCCCCCCACCUCCUGACUUUACUGUCAGUGUUUCAAGGCCAGCAGGUGUUUGUAUGCUUAGUAAGGUCUAUCUAGAUAUAUAUAUAUAUAUUGUAUAAAGUAAUAUAAAAGAUGCUAUUUUUGCAAGGGAGCCUGGCCCGGGGGGAGGGGGGACUGAUCAGGCUGCUUGUGUACAAGGGGUCAAUACGAUGCUUUCAUACAGCUCCUGGCACCUGGUCGGAGCGGUCCAAGCCAAACCUCGAUGUUCCCCACACAGCACCAGGAGCCUCCCCUGACUUCCAAGCAGCACAGGCAGGCAGUCUCCAUACACUCAGCCCAAGUUGCCUUGUGUGCCAGCCCCAUGCAUCAGGCCCUGUGCCCAGCCCACCCCUCUUUGGGUGUCAGCAUGGGACGGGGAGCUCUUGGUGCUGGGAGCUAUGGGAACAGGCCUCAAGGCAGCUCCUCCACCAGCUCAGUCAGUCUCUGUCUCGUUUAUAGCAGGACAUUUUCUGGGUGGAAAAAUGUUUUUUGCAUCCUGAAUUUCCCAGUGAAACUUCCUCGUUGGAAGAGGAAAAAAACCCUCUGUCAUUUUUAAGCCAGUGACUGGGAUAGCAAGGAUUCGUUUGGGGGCUUUUUCAAGGGGGAGAAAAUGACAAUGCUGUGACCAAAGUGGGGGGAGAACAGGUUUAUUUUGGUUCAAAAUGUACAGCCGGACAGACACGAGCCCUGGCAGAGGCCAACGAGGUCCCUGCUUCCCAGCCCCUGCUUUUAGGGGCCUGAGUUCAAAUCUGCCCUGGGGUAGCUUAGAUCAACGUUAUUCUGCAGCCCUGAGCACCUAGGAGAUUGAGCAGCCUUCUGCUGGUCGCAGCGUUGCCCCACCAAGAUCUUGGUUCUCAUCCCGCUUCCAGCUCAGAGACGCAGCUCAGGGGAGGGAAGGGGAAUCUUUCUUUCCACCCUGAGAGCUGGUUCCAGGCUCUGGUUGAAAUACUGGCACUGUCCCCAUGGCAGGAGAGAGCAUGGGGGACCCACAGGCCCUAUGGCCAGAGAUGUGGGGCCUCUUUAGCCUGGUUGUUGAUGAGUUCAUGACUGGGAUGCGAAGCUUGCCAGGGCAGGGGGCAGAGCUGAUACCCUAGCAGGACCCCUCCAGUCCCUGGGACCAGGUUCCUAUAUUCCACCUAGGCAGGAGGAACAGAGAUCACUGAGCCCCCUCUGAGAACAGGCCCCUGACACUGGCUGGUGCACACACAUGUGCAUGCACAGAUAUAUACACAUGCACACAGGGCACUUUGCUGCAGCCAACAUGCUCAAAGCUACCUGAGAGUUGCUGGAGGCUCCAUGGGCACCUGGGAGUCCAAAUCUCCUCCCUCAGGGCAGGGUUUGCCAAGGGAUUUAGGCUCCCAUUUCAUGCAGUGGGUACUGGGCAUCUAAAUCCUCUUGCAAACCAGCCCUGCAGGGCUCCCAAGCACCUGAGCCCCCCUUGAAAGUGGCAUUGAGGCUCCUAAACCAUUCAGGCCUGGCAGAGACGAGGCUUCUGCUUCUGCUUCUACUUUUGCUCUGUCAGUCUCCAGCCAUGUAUGGCCUGGUCCCCCUAUGGAGCAAAACGGGUGGGAAGGAGAUGGGAGGUGUCAGCCCAGAGCUCCCCACGCCCUCCUCUCUCUUAGCACUUUGGACCCUUGCACUGUUUGAAUCCCAGGGGGUUGAGUGACAAUAGUCAGGCCCCUGCCAAGCUGCAAAGAGCGUCAGGAUGGGGCCAUCCGGGGCUUCCAGCCUCACAGCAGACAAUCAGGCUUUGUCAGCCCCCGGGUGCCUUCUGGAGAAGCCAUCUAGACACACAGGUCACCAGAGAGGCCGCGACUUGUGUCCCCCAUCCCCUCCCCUUUGCACUCACCCCCGGCUUGUCUUGCACCUCAUGUCAUUUCAGUGUGCUGCGAAUCACUGCCGAUGAGGGGCAGAGUUAAGGUGAUCGGGGUGUCAUUUCCCCCACUACUGAAGCACACGCAGCUCCCAGCUCCCCCUUCUCCCCCUCUGCCUGACUGUUUUAAUAUCCUUUUACAUAUUUAAAUAUCUUGACAGGGUUUGUAAAUAUUUGAAAGUUGUAAUUUUUUUUUAAUAGAUCAAAAAAAAAAAUAAAAAGAAGAAAAGAAAGAGGAAAAAAAUCCGAAGUUGUGAGAGAGGUUUUUAGAUUUGCUUUAAUUUAAUUCAGCUCCUGGUACGUUCUAUUUCUUUGUGUCCUGGUUCGUCACCCGGGUUCUGUUUCCUGGCAAAGGUUUUAAAGGAAAAAAAAGACACCAGCAGUGUUCCCAAUGCACCUUUUAAGGAGGAAUUGUAUUGGGCUGUGUCCGGUUUUAUUUGCUCUUUGCAAUAAACUAGUUUACCAAGAA
Molecule: messenger RNA, 5221 nt
Organism: Alligator mississippiensis (American alligator)
Lineage: Eukaryota; Metazoa; Chordata; Crocodylia; Alligatoridae
Gene: RORC
Product: RAR related orphan receptor C
Exons: 11
Coding region: 983-2503 (506 amino acids)
Biological process (GO): regulation of transcription by RNA polymerase II
Cellular component (GO): nucleus
Molecular function (GO): zinc ion binding; RNA polymerase II cis-regulatory region sequence-specific DNA binding; nuclear receptor activity
Source: RefSeq, a predicted model, not a curated record